Etheostoma spectabile (orangethroat darter) is the source of this 1769-nucleotide messenger RNA. RefSeq names its product SH2 domain-containing protein 7. Lineage: Eukaryota; Metazoa; Chordata; Actinopteri; Perciformes; Percidae. The transcript has 6 exons. The record is from RefSeq and is a predicted model, not a curated record. Gene Ontology annotation, cellular component: cytoplasm. Bases 51 to 1391 code for a protein of 446 amino acids.
GGAUCGCGUGUGCAUCUCCGGCUCUGUCGGCUCCUGACAGAUCUGGGACGAUGGAGAAGAUGUCGGCUGUAGACCUGCACACGGGGGCUUCGGAGGGGGGCCUGAAGGAGCUGGUGCUCAAGUGGUUCACUGAGACUCAGGCACUGCUCAUCCUGAACCCUAACGGAAACUUCCCUGACUGGUUUCAAGGCUUUGCUGCACGAAGGGACACGGAAGAACUGCUGAGAGAUAAAGACCUGGGCUGUUUUCUCAUCCGCCUCAGUGACAAAGCCAUCGGCUACAUCCUGUCCUACAAGGGCCUCGACAGGUGUCGCCAUUUUGUCAUCACCCAGAAUCCAGAGGGCCAGUUCGUCAUAGCAGGAGACUGUCAGACGUACGGCAGUCUCCCAGAGCUGAUAGAGCAUUACAGAGUCAGCCCCAUCCAGCCCUUUGGAGAGUACCUGACCUCCAGUUGUUAUGAGGUAGACACAGGUGAGCUGUAUGAUGUGGUAAAUUUCAACGCCAAACAGAAGCCAGGGGUGAGUGUCCAAGCUCUGCGGACUCUCUGGGACCAAAAACAGGAUCAUCACAGCGACCCUGGACACAAUCAGAGGAUUCAGCAGCAAAAUGGCCCUCCUGCAGCUCAGCCCCCUGCACUGCCAGAUAAAUCCAAAAACAGAAAGCUGACGGGAGCAGUGUCUGUGGACACUCUGUCCCUCUCACAGGUGGUUCCUCCACUACCAAAGAGAGGCAUUCCUCUGGGCUUCUCCCUGAGUGGGUCUUUGCCUGAAACAACAUCACAUCCAAGUAAAACCGAGACCGAGCCAAACAGAUCGCAGAGAUUUAACACCGCUGACACCAGCUAUCCAGGUAGUCUUUGUCCACCGGGGAUCACAAACCCGGAGCUGACACAGGUGGAGAGCAGAAGCAAAUCUCUUCCAAAACUCAACACCACCAACACGGAGGAAGAGGAGGACGACGAGUACUCCAACCAGCUCGGCAGUCCCGCUUUCAAAUCAACAUCUUAUUCACCCACUCUUCCAAAGAAGGCCACCUGUCACACCUACUCCCUCCACGACCCCAGAGACGGUCCGCGGCCGAGCAGCUCCAGGUCAGAACAGCAGGGUGGCGAUGUGGAAAUGUUGAAGUCCAACCCGCUGUACCAGACCUCGGACGCGCCUGGGGGGGGCUCAGCUCAGCAGGGAGACGGCAUGUAUGCCGAGGUUCCCCGGAGAGCGACACCUGCAGGGCUGCCCGAUGACACCUACGAGCGGAUCCCCGGGGAGGCUGUGGUCGUCCAGGGCAACAUGUACGAGUCGCUGGAGGACUUGAAGAACAAGAAACCCAAAUCAACCUGGGGGAAAAAUAAUAUCAAAUGGAAGAAUUUCCUUCCCGAUUACAAGAAGAAAUAAAAAGGACUCGACUGUUUGUUAUUUUGUCAAAAAUGAAGCGGAAGUGAAAUGAGCAUUGCAAAUAAAUCCCUUUUGUGAAAUAUUUUUAUUAAGAAAGAAAGUCAUGUAGAAUCCAGAUGUUUAAACACUGCAAAAAUAUCACUAUUUUAUAUACAAAUCCAGCAGCAGUUAUAAUUAUGUAUAGUCUGUAGUUCUCCUUUGCAUUUAAAAUGCUUUGUAAUAAACUAAUUUAAGAUCAUUCUUUCUUUUAUUUGGUUUAUUAUUCAAAAUGGUCUUUAUGGAAUUUGAAUAUGGAGACUUUUUUUGGAAGGGUGAGAAACUGAAUAACUGGGAGAAAAUGACUUCAGGGACACAGAGUAAAGGAUGGUAAUGGUAAAU